CGGAACAAUAAUUAGUUGACACCCUGGUUACACACACGUGCGUUAACAGUGUGGUGUUUGUGGGGAUACGCUUCUAAACGGCACCGUAGUUACUGUAACGUUAGAUAUCUACUGUAUAAAAGCUGGAACAUGUUGAAAUCUAAAACGUUUGUAAAGAAAACUCGUUCUGGUGGAGUGUUGAAGAUAGUGCGCGAACAUUACCUACGAGAUGACAUCUGGUGUGGAAGUGAAGUUUGUAGGGAGUGCAAAGAUGAAGCCCCAGUUCUGCAGGAGGAUGCAUGCUUAAAGAGCAGCCUGUGCCCAUUUUCCCACUACUUAAUCCCAGACACCAAUGUAGUUUUACAUCAGAUUGAGAUCCUUGAAGACCCUCUGAUUAGAAAUGUCAUCAUCCUUCAGACAGUUUUACAAGAGGUGAGACACAGGAGCGCCCCAGUCUAUAAAAGAAUCAAGGAUGUUAUUCAUGACAAGGAAAAGCAUUUCUACACCUUUACCAAUGAGCAUCACAGGGGUACCUUUAUUGAUCGCGAGCAAGGAGAGAGCGCUAACGAUCGCAAUGAUCGAGCCAUUCGUGUUGCUACUACAUGGUACACAGACCACCUUGCCAAAGCAACCCAUGAUGGCACCCUAAAAGUGGUUAUGCUGACCAAUGAUUGUGCCAACAAAGAAAAAGCAGAGCAGCAUGGUUUACUAGUGUACAAAUGUGAGGAGUACGUCAAAAGCUUGAUUGGCCACCCUGAGCUUGUGGACAGACUGGCAUUAACAUCUGAUGAUCAAAAUGACAUCACUGGCAGUAAGUCGCUGUUUUCAGAGCACCUGCCAUUAUCCAGGAUCCAGGCUGGCAUUAAGAAUGGUAUAUUCCUUCAGGGCACAUUCCAUGCAAAUAGAGACAACUAUUUUGAGGGUACGGUCUCCAUACAGCGAGAUGACAAAGGUAUAACUGAGGUUCUGCUUCAAGGGCUUCAGAACUUAAACCGGGCUGUGCAUCAAGAUGUGGUGGCUGUUGAACUCUUUCCAAAGGAACGCUGGGCUGCUCCCUUAUCUGUUGUACUACAGGAUGAUGGUCCAAAUGAUGAAGAUGCUGAGGAAGAUGAGAUUAAGAAUACGACAGUGAGUAUAGCAUCAGACUCUAUUGAUCUAAAGCCCACUGGACAAGUAGUGGGCAUUAUAAAGCGGAACUGGAGGCCUUUCUGUGGGAUGCUGUCUCAGUCACAGAUCAAAGAGGCAACGAGACACCUUUUCACUCCAGCAGACCGGCGAAUCCCACGGAUUCGUAUUGAGACCCGGCAAGCUGCCACACUAGUGGGUCAGAGAAUUAUGGUUGCCAUAGAUGGCUGGCCCAAAAACUCUAGAUACCCAAAUGGUCACUUUGUAAAAAGCUUGGGUACUGCUGGGGAUAAAGAGACAGAGACAGAGGUGCUUCUUCUUGAGCAUGAUGUUCCUCAUCAGCCCUUUUCCCAAGCUGUGCUUAACAUCCUACCCAAGAUGCCAUGGAGCGUAACUGAGGAGGACAUGAAAGUCCGAGCAGAUCUCAGACACCUGUGUGUGUGUAGUGUUGAUCCUCCUGGCUGUACAGAUAUUGAUGAUGCUCUUCAUUGUCGGGAACUGAAGAAUGGAAACUUGGAGGUUGGUGUUCACAUAGCAGAUGUCAGUCAUUUUAUUCGACCAGGAAAUGCACUAGACCAAGAGGCAGCCAACAGAGGUACCACAGUCUACCUUUGUGGGAAGAGAGUUGACAUGGUCCCUGAACUGCUUAGUUCCAACCUGUGUUCUCUCCGGGCAAACGUUGAGAGGUUAGCAUUCUCAUGUAUUUGGGAGAUGAACUACCUUGCUGAAGUUAUUAACACUCGCUUCACAAAGAGUGUCAUCAACUCCAAGGCCUCACUUACAUAUGCGGAAGCUCAGAUGAGGAUUGAUGACCCCAACAUGAAUGAUGACAUAACAAAGAGCUUGCGGUCUCUUAACAAACUGGCUAAGAUCUUAAAGCGGCAGAGGACUGAUAAAGGAGCACUGAACCUCACUUCUCCUGAAGUGCGUUUCCACAUGGACACUGAAACCCAUGACCCCAUAGAUUUGCAGACCAAAGAACUAAUGGAGACUAAUUCAAUGGUGGAGGAGUUUAUGUUAUUAGCAAAUAUAUCUGUAGCACAGAAGAUAUAUGAUGAGUUCUCUGAGUGUGCUCUACUGAGGAAACAUCCUUCACCACCACCAUCUAAGUUUGACAUCCUCAUCAAGGCUGCUAAAUCAAAGGACAUUGUCAUCCACACAGAUUCAGCCAAAGCUCUUGCUGAUUCCCUGAACAAUGCAACAAUUGAAAGUUUCCCAUACUUCAACACCUUACUAAGGAUUCUGGCCACCCGCUGCAUGAUGCAAGCUGUGUAUUUCUGCUCUGGCAUGGACAGUGAUUUCCACCAUUAUGGCCUGGCCUCACCCAUAUACACACACUUCACAUCACCCAUCAGGAGAUAUGCUGAUAUCAUGGUUCAUCGUCUGUUAGCGGUGGCUAUUAAUGCGGACAGCACAUACCCUGAUUUGAUGAACAAACACAGGCAGUCAGCCCUAUGCAACAACCUUAACUACAGGCACACAAUGGCCCAGUAUGCACAGAGAGCCUCUGUGGCAUUCCACACUCAGCUGUUUUUCAAGAAUAAGGGAAUCAUAAAUGAAGAAGGAUUCAUUCUAUUUGUAAGAAAAAAUGCUAUCAUCGUCCUCAUUACUAAAUUUGGAUUUGAGGGCACUGUGUUCUUUGAGAACAAGGACAAACCUUAUCCUCAUCUAAGCUUUGACUCAGAGAGUCCCACACUAACAGUGGAGGGACACACCUUUCACAUGUUUGAUAAAGUCAAAGUGACUAUCAGCCUUGACGCUUUCAACAUCCAGCACCAGAGGAUCAGAAUGGCACUCAUUGAACCAGUGAUCCCUGGGAUUAGUGUAUCUUUGCCCGAGACUGAACCAGAGGCCAAAAAACUCAAGCUGAACUGCUAACACCUCAUCUUGCUACUCAAAGAAAAAUUUUAAUUGGCUAUACGUAACCAGAAAAGCUGUUUCUGUUCAUAGUUUUUUCACAGGAACCCUGAAAUAUAGUUAAACAUGACUUUACUUGAAAUGUACUUGUACUACAUUCUAAUGAAGCCAUUCCCUGCAGUGCACUAUAGAAUUCAAGUAUGUUCUGGUUUUGUCAUCUCUGCAUGAUGGAUCAGCAGUUUAUUGUCAGUAAAGAAAUAAAAAAUAAAUGUAGUUUUUCUU
Molecule: messenger RNA, 3243 nt
Organism: Paramisgurnus dabryanus
Lineage: Eukaryota; Metazoa; Chordata; Actinopteri; Cypriniformes; Cobitidae
Gene: dis3
Product: DIS3 exosome endoribonuclease and 3'-5' exoribonuclease
Biological process (GO): nuclear mRNA surveillance of mRNA 3'-end processing; rRNA catabolic process
Cellular component (GO): cytoplasmic exosome (RNase complex); nuclear exosome (RNase complex)
Molecular function (GO): RNA binding; 3'-5'-RNA exonuclease activity; endonuclease activity
Source: RefSeq, a predicted model, not a curated record